Etheostoma cragini (Arkansas darter) is the source of this 1894-nucleotide messenger RNA. It is a transcript of the gene hsd20b2, whose product is annotated as hydroxysteroid (20-beta) dehydrogenase 2. Bases 5 to 979 code for a protein of 324 amino acids. Gene Ontology annotation, molecular function: oxidoreductase activity. The record is from RefSeq and is a predicted model, not a curated record. NCBI's taxonomy places the organism in Eukaryota, Metazoa, Chordata, Actinopteri, Perciformes, Percidae. Gene Ontology annotation, cellular component: endoplasmic reticulum. The transcript has 11 exons.
CAAAAUGUCCUUCACUGAAUUGCUGGCAAUCUUUGGGGGAUUUACCGUUGUUUUCUACCUGCUGAAACUGGCCUGGAAAUGUUGGUGUGGAUUCAGACAAUUUGUUUUGUCAGAGCUUUGGCAUGUUGAUUUACGAACAUAUGGACAAUGGGCAGUUGUUACUGGUGCCACAUCUGGCAUUGGUAAAGCCUAUGCCUGUGAGCUGGCAAGAAGAGGCCUAGAUGUUGUGUUAAUAAGCAGAUCUGAUGAGAAGCUUCAAAUGAUUGCCAAAGAGAUAAAAGAUCAAUACGGACGAAAGACUCGGACCAUCCAAGCGGACUUCACAGAUGGUCAAAGUAUCUACCCUGCUGUAGCUGGAGAACUACAGGGACUGGAGAUUGGGAUUCUGGUUAACAAUGUAGGAAUGGCCUAUUCUGAUCAUUUUGCCUAUUUCCUGGAAAUACCAGAUGUUGAACAGAAAAUCACUCAGAUUGUCAACUGUAACAUGCUGUCAGUCCCUCAGAUGACCAGACUGAUUCUUCCAGGCAUGGUUGAAAGAGGGACAGGGCUGAUAAUCAAUAUCUCCUCCGAAGCCGGCGUCCGUCCACAGCCUUUGUUGUCCCUUUAUUCCGCCACUAAGAUUUUUGUAACAGCUUUUUCUCAGUGUCUGCAUGCUGAGUACAAGUCAAAGGGAAUAAUUGUUCAGUGUGUGGCUCCCUUAUUAGUGUCCACCAACAUGACGAAAAACAUGAGCGUCAACUGCUUGGUGAAGAGUGCUUCCGGGUUUGCGAGUGAGGCCUUGAACACUGUGGGUCACUCCAGCUACACUAGCGGCUGUCUGUCUCACGCACUCCAGGACAUGGCUCUAGCAAUACUCAUGCCGGACUGGUUUCGUAUGUCACCAUUCCUCAUGAGAAAGCUACGGAAGUUUGCAGAAGACAGAAAAUAUGAUAUAAGAGUAUGUGAGGAAAAGGACAAGCUUGGUGAAAAGGAAGAGUAGUCUUGCCUGCAUCUGCAUGUUGAAGUUCUUACUGGCAUGCAAGUUCACACGUGAAUAUGGCCUUCAUAAUAGAUUAUCUCCACUUCUCAGAUAACUCAAAUGAUUUGAGGUAACUAUAAUAACUGAGCUACACUAUACACUAUAUUCGGUUUGUAAUUAUAAAUUAUGUAUAUUUAAUUAUUCUCAAUUUUUGCAGACAUUUUGAUUUUAUCUAUAGAGUAGAUGUGCAGGGUAGCAUAACAGAGUUUCUAUUAUUAUUUAUACUAUCGCCCUUGACAGAUAUACAGACACAAACUAUACUGCUUUGCAUUUAAGAGAUCUUUUAAAUAAAUAUUUUUUGUUAAGAUCUUACAAUAUUACAUUUAGAAACACAGCUACACAAAACAUUUGGCAUAUAUUUAUACCUAUGACCAUAUAUAUAAGUAAGACCAUUAAUAUACAGGAAACAGUCCUCUCACGCUUUCUCACUGAUCGAGUUAAAAAAAAAAAAAUAGAACAUGCCAAAAGGUUGUGCAACUUUUCACCAAUUUCUUAUUUGGUAAAAGCUUAGUGUUGCCCAGUAUAAAACAAAAUGUGAGAAGAAUGCAGUAACUUCGUUCUAACUUUCUUUUAUUCUGUAUUUUGUAAAUAGGGUAAAUGAAUUGCUGUGUAAAAAUGUGACUUAUUUUGGUGUAAACCUGGAUUUGGUCUGACCCAUCGUUGUUCCUGGUCCUGACAGAGACUGGAUUAAAGUCACCAUCACUUUAACAAUUUUUUUUUUUUUUCAAAAACAAAAUCAACAUAUAUUUUUUCAGGUUAGCGCAAUAGCAACAAAUAUCGUUCAGCAUUCGGAAGUAAAACAUACUAUAUGUAACGGUUCCCUUUGUGAAGACUAGAGAAGCACAUGUAACAGGCACAAGACAUGUUUGCAAAAAA